Messenger RNA from Chrysochloris asiatica (Cape golden mole), 1574 nucleotides. RefSeq names its product peptidylprolyl isomerase (cyclophilin)-like 2 (gene PPIL2). Lineage: Eukaryota; Metazoa; Chordata; Mammalia; Afrosoricida; Chrysochloridae. The transcript is spliced from 20 exons. Gene Ontology annotation, molecular function: peptidyl-prolyl cis-trans isomerase activity; ubiquitin-ubiquitin ligase activity. Gene Ontology annotation, biological process: protein polyubiquitination; protein folding; protein peptidyl-prolyl isomerization. Gene Ontology annotation, cellular component: catalytic step 2 spliceosome. The coding region runs from base 9 to 1574 and encodes 521 amino acids. The record is from RefSeq and is a predicted model, not a curated record.
CCGCCGCCAUGGGGAAGCGACAGCACCAGAAGGACAAGAUGUACAUUACCUGUGCUGAAUACACUCACUUCUAUGGUGGCAAGAAGCCAGAUAUCCCCAAAACAAAUUUCCGUCGGUUACCUUUCGAUCACUGCAGUCUCUCUCUGCAGCCUUUCAUCUAUCCUGUGUGCACUCCCGAAGGCAUCGUGUUUGACCUGCUAAGCAUCCUCCCUUGGCUUAAGAAGUACGGGACCAACCCCAGCAACGGAGAGAAACUAGACAGGAAGUCCCUGAUUGAGCUAAAAUUUGCAAAGAACAAUGAAGGGAAAUACCACUGCCCAGUGCUUUUCACUGUCUUCACCAACAACACCCACAUUGUGGCCAUCCAAACAACUGGCAACGUUUAUGCCUAUGAGGCAGUGGAACAGUUGAAUAUUAAGGCCAAGAACUUCCGGGACUUACUGACUGAUGAGCCCUUCUCCCGGCAAGACAUUAUUACCCUCCAGGAUCCCACCAAUUUGGACAAGUUUAACGUCUGUAACUUCUUCCAUGUAAAGAACAAUGUGAAAAUGACAGACCCAGAUGAGGAAAAGGCCAAGCAGGACCCGUCCUACUAUCUGAAAAACACUAACACAGAGACACGUGAGACCCUGCAGGAGCUCUACAAAGAGUUCAAAGGGGACGAGGUGCUUGCGGCGACCAUGAAGACCCCUGAGAAGAAGAAAGUGGACAAGCUGAAUGCUGCCCACUACUCCACUGGGAAGGUCAGUGCCUCCUUCACCUCCACUGCCAUGGCUCCUGAGACUACGCAUGAAGCAGCUGCCAUUGAUGAAGACGUUCUGCGCUACCAGUUUGUGAAGAAGAAGGGCUAUGUGCGGCUCCACACCAACCGGGGCUGCCUCAACCUAGAGCUUCACUGCGACCUGACGCCGAAGACCUGUGAGAACUUUAUCCGUCUCUGCAAGAAGAACUACUAUGAUGGCACCAUCUUCCAUAGGUCCAUCAGGAACUUUGUGAUCCAAGGGGGCGACCCCACUGGCACUGGUAUGGGUGGUGAGUCAUUCUGGGGAAAGCCAUUCAAAGACGAGUUCCGGUCCAACCUCUCGCACACGGGCCGGGGUGUCCUUAGCAUGGCCAAUUCGGGACCCAACAGCAACAAGUCUCAAUUCUUCAUCACUUUCCGCUCCUGUGCCUACCUGGACAAGAAGCAUACCAUCUUUGGGCGGGUUGUUGGGGGAUUUGACACAUUGACAGCCAUGGAGAAUGUGGAGAGUGACCCCAAAACUGACCGCCCUAAGGAAGAGAUCCAAAUCGAGUCCACCACUGUGUUUGUGGACCCCUAUGAAGAGGCUGAUGCUCAGAUUGCUGAGGAGAGGAAGAAGACACAGCUGAGAGUAGCAGCUCCAGAGACCAUGAAGACAACCACGCCCCAGUUGGGGAGCCCAGGACCCCAAGCAUACCGCCAGGGGGUGGGCAAGUACAUUAGCCCCGAAGCCACGAAACGGGCAGCGCAGGAUGAGCUAUCCACCAGCACAGCCACCCCGGCAGCCAAGAAGAGGCCCAGCAGUGGCUUUGGGGACUUCAGCUCAUGGUAG